Molecule: messenger RNA, 3698 nt
Organism: Onychostoma macrolepis
Lineage: Eukaryota; Metazoa; Chordata; Actinopteri; Cypriniformes; Cyprinidae
Gene: stxbp4
Product: syntaxin binding protein 4
Exons: 23
Coding region: 376-2553 (725 amino acids)
Biological process (GO): insulin receptor signaling pathway; regulation of insulin secretion involved in cellular response to glucose stimulus
Cellular component (GO): cytoplasmic vesicle
Molecular function (GO): syntaxin binding
Source: RefSeq, a predicted model, not a curated record
CCUCCUGGUCACCAGCUGAAUGGCAGCAUUUAACCUUAUUUCGCCUGUGGUGGCAUUCAAGGAUUAAGGGUUGUUAAGGGUUAAAAGAUUAUAAUAUUUAAAAAUUAUGGUUUAUUUAUAGGCUAUAUGUCAUGGUUGUUGUUUUUUGUUUUCUUGGAGUAUUUAAAACACAAACUGUCCUCAGUGACCUUAUAUUAAAAUAGGACUUGUUUUAAAUAGACUGGACUGUAGAUUCAGUGUCCCUGCAUCAGAAAUCAUGCAGUCAGACUCCCGUCCCCUAGAUCCACAUCACAACCCGGUGUCAAGUUUGGAGCGUUCCUGCCUCCGGAGAGGCAGAAUCAUCAUCAGCUGUGGCAGCGCAGAGAGAGGACAAUAAUGGGGCCCCAUGGCAUCAACCGUGCUGUGGAGAGACUAGAGUUUACAGACUGUAAAAAAGGACUUGGCGUGAAGAUUAUUGGGGGCUACAGGGAACAGAGUGGUGAAGAGUUCGGCAUUUUCAUUAAACGAAUUUUGCCAGGUGGCGUGGCGGCACAGGACAGGCGUCUGAGAGCAGGGGACCUCAUUUUAGAUGUCAACAACAUGAAUUUAGGAGGUGUUACAAAUGAAAAGGCAGUGGAGGUCCUUCGCAUGGCGUCAGCUACAAAUCACAUGUCUUUACUGAUAGUACGUGACGACGCUUCCAGGAGAGAAUUUGUUGAGUUAAUGGAAAAAUAUGGCUCCAGCAGUAGUACCAGUUCUGGAUCAGACACCUCUGUUUCCACAGGAAAGAUCACCGAUACUGCCUCCUCCUCCUCAUCUUCCAGAUCAACCAGUCCUCUGCUUCUGAGCCCUAAAGACCCAAACCCAGUAUACACCACUGCCUGCAUUACCUCCCCACCUCCACAAGUCUGCACGGACUGCAUGAUUCAGUUGAUAUGUGUUGCCAAAGGGACUGGAUUAGGCUUGGUCAUCAGGGGCGGAGCUAACCGUGCAGAGGGGCCAAUGGUGUACGUUCAGGAAAUAAUACAAGGAGGUGAUUGCCAAAAGGAUGGGAGACUAAAGGCUGGGGACCAGCUCAUAUCCAUCAAUAAGGAGUCAUUCAUUGGAGUAACACAUGAAGAAGCCAAAACCAUACUCACUCGAACAAAACUCAGACCAGACCCUACAGUAGAAAUAGCAUUUAUCAGACGAAGGUCUUCAUCAGGCUCCAGCAGUGGACCCCACAGCCCCAUCUCCCUUCAGCCUACCUGCAGUACAGCCCCCCAACAUAGGCCCGCUGGACUGGGGGGAGCAACUCUGCCUGGAGGUCUCGUUCCAAAAAUAGCCAACACCCCCAACUCUGGAAGUGAGACAUUGCCUUCUGUAGAACUUACUAAGGUACGACCAGCAACAGCAAAGCCUAAUCACACCCCCGUGUCCUCACCUGAGAGUGCCUGCACCACAGUGGCCAACUCUGAUGCAACCGCUGCCUGUAAUCCCAGCAAUACCUGCAGACCCUCGAAACCUCUAUCCUCGACUCCCAGCUUCGAAGUCAAGCCAGAGAAAAUAGAGCAGGCACUGGAGGUGCUGGGAUUGAAGCCUACUGAGUCUCAGGUCCUGACUCUGAGAGAAAGGCUGCGUUUGAACCCAGGAGGGACAGUGGCUUAUGGAGAUUUUGAGAGAGUGGCAAAGGAACUCUUUAAACUACCAGCCAAAUCUGACUCAGAACAGGAAGUAGCAAGAUUGCCAUCAGAUGAUCUCAUUGAGUCUCCAUCAAACCCUACACCAUCAUUAUCUGACUCUGAUGAUCUGGAUGAGAUGGAGCGACUAAGAAAAGACCACAUUGAGGCCUUGAGAGAGCUCAAGAGAAUGCAGGAUAAGCUGGCAGAAUCUGAGAGCCUUAAUCAUAAGAUGCUGCAGGAACUGACAAAAGUUAAACAGGAGGCAAAAUCUGCAAUGGAGGAGAGUCGAUCCCUGCGGACCCGGAUCCAUCUGGCAGAGGCCGCUCAGAAACAGGCCCGGGGAAUGGAGAUGGACUACGAGGAGGUUAUCCAUCUCCUGGAGGCUGAGAUAGCUGAAAUGAAGUCUCAGAAAACUGAGCAACCCGGCCGUGAAAAGGAUGAUCUGCAAGAUCUGAAAAAAAGGAUUUCUGUACUCGAAUGCCAGCUACGGAAGAGUGAAACUGCAAAGAAAGGUUUUGAAGUCUCCACGGGCAAACUUCUACAGUUUGUGGAGGCUGUCCAAGGCUUUUUGUCUGAAAACCAAAGCGGUUCAAGAGGCUAUAGUUCUCCCGGCGAUCCAAAGUUGACCAAUCUGUCUCAGACCUUGCCAUCACGAGGCGGGAAGAAACCACCCUGGACAGCAUCUAGUCUUGCUGUGGAAGCUAAAGAACUAACUAAUACUGUCAGAGGCAUUCUAGAGCUGGACUGUUUACCUUUUGGCUGGGACGAGGCAUACACUGCAGAUGGAGUGAAGUACUAUGUAAACCAUGUAACUCAGACAACAUCAUGGACUCAUCCUGUAAUGAGAUCUUUGGGUUUGUCAGAACCAGAAGCAAGUGACCAAACCCUGAACUCUCCAGAAUCCACAGCCUAGACUGAUUCCGAAGACUGUGUGCACUCUUAUGCCACUUUCUGCCCAACUGUUCGGUUAAAAAAAAUGAAAAGCAAUACAGCAGCAUAUAAACAUCAAGUGAUAUGUGAACAAUCAGAAAGAGGUAUACCAAACUGUCACUGGGGCGGUAACCUUUCAAAAGUACUAAUAUGUACAAUUUAUAUACUAAUAUGUACCUUUAAGGUACUAAUAUGCACUUUUAAAGUACUAUUUAUGUACCUUUAGUGGUAAAUGGAAAAAAUAGAAAGAAAAAAAUAAUAAGGUGCAAUCAUGUACUUUUUAGGUUUUGUACUUUAGGGUACCGCCCCAAUGACAACUUUGUACCCUUUAUUCUGAGAGUUUACAUCUGAUAUUGAAAUAUGCAGCAAAUAUAUCCCAAAUACUCCAGCUCUUUGAUGGGUUAAGAUCUCACAUUUGAGUUUUUCCCCAUUUUUAUAUCUGUCCACUGUUUUUCUGACAUUUUAGGCAUUUCCACUAAUCUCUUGUUAUUUUGUACCUUGAGAAAAACAAUGGACUGGCCCAAUCUGUUUUCCGACUUUCAGAAAAAGUCAGACAUAAUUGCACCCGUUUGAAGUCAAAGGACGUGGCCUCUUUGGUGAAGCAGGAACUUUGGAAGAGUAAAUCAGGAUGGACUGCUUCUGUGAUGUUCAUUCAGUUUGGCAUGUGUUUGCUGCCACUUUGAUCCAUUUUCUGAAACUUUUGUUCACUGAUUUAUUGAAACAGGAAUUUGUUUACUUUUUCAAACUUCCUCGAACCAGCUCUAUACUGUGAGAGUGAAACACUUCUUCGGUUCACUAUAAUGUAAUUGUUCUCCAUAUAAAGACACAUUUUUAAUUCUGCUGUUAUCCUUAGUGGGCGUUCUAGCCAUUACGCAUAACUGUGAAAGUGUCUUCUCUUGCAUGUGCAGUUAGUUCUGCGCUUCCAGUAGAAAUGUGAGUUUAACAUACCCUAAGCCUUAUGUGUAUAAUGUCUUGGAAAAUGACAUAACAUGGCACAUUUGCUUUGUUGUGAAUUCAAUCUGCCUAACAGCGUAAGGUUAGCCACAGAGAUCUAGAUCAUGAAGAUAUAUGUUUUUCCUGUAAUGUGUGAAUACUUUUGUGGUUCUAUUAAAGAUAAACUAAUAAAAA